AGAAGAAGAAGAAGAAGGAAGCUCCUCCUACUUAACAUGGCGACCUAGAGAGGAGUACAUGCUCGUUUGUUGACAUAUAUUUUAAAAGCCGUCUCUUGUUUAAAUCCUUUAAACAACUAUAACCAUGUCAAGACUCGUCAUCAAAAACCUUCCCAAUGGGCUGAAGGAGGAGAGGUUCAAGUCGAUGUUUGCUGCCUUUGGCACUGUGACAGACUGUUCACUAAAGUUCACCAAGGACGGAAAGUUCCGCAAGUUCGGCUUUGUCGGGUUUAAAGCCGAAGAGGAGGCGAACAGAGCCCUGAAGCAUUUCCACAAGAGCUUCGUGGACACGUCCAGAGUCACUGUGGAGGUGUGUAAAGCCUUUGGAGACCCCACUAAAGCAAAACCCUGGAGUAAACACAGUCAAAGCUCAGGCCAGGACAAACCUUCUGCUCCUGCUGCUGACACUGACAGCAAAAAGGAAAAGAAGAAAGAAAAGAAGAAAGAGCAACUCAGCAGUGCACUUGGAACUCUGGAGGACGACCAGGGAUUCAAGGAGUUUCUGUCAGUGCAUCAAAAUCGAAGCCAAGUACCGACCUGGGUGAACGACACUGUGCAGCUAACAGCCGAUCAUGACAGUGGGCCAACAAAGACUCAGAGCAAGAAGACGAAGCCUGCUUCAGAUGACUACCUCAACUUUGAUUCAGACCAGUCAGAGGACGAAGAGAAGGAAGAUGAAGAAGAACAAGAUGAAGAUGAAGAUGAAGGUGCAACUAAAGAGGCCAUGAAGUCUGGCUUGUCAGACAUGGAGUACCUGCGCUUGAAGGUGGCACAGACAGAUGACACCCUGGAGGAGGAUGAAGCGAUGGAUGAUGAUGAUGGUGAAGGUGGGGAGGAUGGCGAUGAAGAGCCUGGCUCUGUUCAGCAUGCUGACAGCGCGUAUGAGAGUGGUGACAAAGAAAACAGCUCCAAGACCAAAGUGUUGGCUUCUCCUGAGGAUAACAAGCAGAAGAAAGCCAAGAAAACUGCCCCACAGCAGAUGGAACCGACGACAGAAUUCACAGUGAAGCUGAGAGGAGCACCCUUCAAUGUUAAAGAGCAACAAAUACGAGAGUUCAUGACCCCAUUGAAGCCAGCAGCCAUCAGGAUCGGGAAGAACGAGAGUGGAAAUAGAACAGGUUACGUGUACGUGGACCUACACUCCCAAGAAGAGGUGGAAAAGGCUUUGAAGAAGAAUAAAGACUACAUAGGUGGCCGAUAUAUUGAAGUCUUCAGUGUUGAUGCCAAUCGUGGCAAUGGCAAGAGAGACAGAAAGGACAAAGAAAUUGACAGAAAUUUCACCAGGACGCUGAAGGACGAUGAGGAGGAGGAAGAUGUCGCAGAGUCAGGUCGACUCUUCGUCAGAAACCUGCCGUACUCCUGCACCGAGGAAGAGCUCAAAGAGCUAUUUGCUAAACACGGUCCUCUAUCUGAAGUGCUCUUCCCUAUCGACAAUCUAACAAAAAAACCUAAAGGGUUCGCUUUCAUAACCUACAUGAUUCCAGAGAAUGCAGUGAUGGCUCUGGCUCAGUUGGACGGACAUAUAUUUCAGGGCAGAAUGCUUCACCUGCUUCCCUCCACGCUGAAGAAGGAAAAGACUGAAUCCUCUGAUGCUGGUGGUCCUGGCUCGUCCACUUACAAACGACAAAAAGAUGCAAAGAAUAAAGCUUCAAGUUCCAGUUCACACAACUGGAACACUCUGUUUGUGGGCACAAGUGCCGUGGCAGACGCCAUUGCUGAAAAGUACAACACCACGAAAAGCCAAGUUCUGGACCAUGAGUCCAAGGGAAGUGUAGCGGUGAGAAUGGCUCUGGGAGAGACGCAAAUCGUCCAGGAGACUCGACAGUUCCUUCUUGACAAUGGCGUCAGUCUGGAUUCCUUUAGUCAGGCGGCAGCAGAGAGGAGCACAUCUGUGAUCCUGGUGAAAAACCUUCCGGCUGGAGUGAGCGUGUCAGAACUGGAGGAGCUCUUCUCACCUCAUGGCUCUCUGGGUCGAGUGCUGCUGCCACCGUCGGGACUCACUGGUGUCAUUGAGUUCCUGGAGCCAACUGAAGCAAAGCGAGCGUUCACAAAGCUGGCCUACAGCAAGUUCCAACAUGUACCGCUGUAUUUAGAGUGGGCACCUGUCGGGGUCUUUGUCACAGCCAAACCAGACCCAGUGUUAGUCAAAGAGGACACAGUAAAAGAAGAUAAGAAGCAGGAAGAGCAAGACGAAGAAGAAGAGGAGGAGGAAGAAGAAGAGGAAUCUGCUCCAGGCUCCACACUUUUCAUCAAGAAUCUUAAUUUCAGCACCACAGAAGAGAAGCUACAUGAGACAUUCUCCAAAUGUGGCAAAGUCAAAUCCUGCACCAUCUCCAAGAAGAAAGACAAAACAGGAAAGACGCUCUCCAUGGGCUAUGGCUUUGUCCAGUAUCAGGUGGCAGAGGCAGCACAGAAAGCCCUGAGGCAGCUACAGCACUGCACUGUGGAUGAUCACCAGUUAGAGUUGAAGAUUUCAGAGAGAGCUACAAGAACUACGGAGGUGACGCGUAAGAAAAAGCAAGCAGAGAAGAAACAGACGGGAACUAAGAUCCUUGUGCGCAAUGUCGCUUUCCAAGCCACUGUCAGGGAAGUCCGAGAGCUCUUCUGUACAUUUGGAGAGCUGAAGACAGUUCGACUUCCAAAGAAAGCUGCUGGUUCAGGGAAUCAUCGAGGCUUUGGCUUUGUUGAUUUUCUUACCAAACAGGAUGCUAAGAAAGCAUUUGCUGCACUGUGCCACAGCACCCAUCUGUACGGGAGGCGUCUUGUGUUGGAGUGGGCCGACGCUGAGGACACAGUGGAGACACUGAGACGGAAAACAGCCGAACAUUUUCAUGUGGCGUCAGUUAAGAAGAGAAAGACAGAGGUUUUGGGGGGAAUUCUGGAAUCGAUGGAAACUGAAGGAGCUGUGGAAGACUGAGGUUGUGACGGACCUGGACACAAUCCUGACCAAUGCUUCUCUGUCUCUCCAUGCAUAAGACUGUGAAAACAAAUGAGGAAAAAUGAUUAAGCUGGUCAAAAAAUCCUCUGUAUUUCUUACAGUAUGCAAGUUUUGUAUAGAGUAACACAUCACAAUGUAAUAAGACUGAUGUCAAAUUUUUUAUAAAGUUUUAUUUCAUGAGGAAAAGCUUUUGAUGUUAAUAUAAUUUGUGUUGUUGAUUUAUCUAAAAAAACACAUUAUUCUUGUUCAGUAGCAAAUGACAAGGGCUGCAACGAUUAUUAGAUUGAUUAUGAAUCAAUUACUACAUUUUCAGACAAGCUUACUGAUUUUGUUUUUAGCUUAAUGUGAGUUUUCUGGGUUCAUUGCUACAUUUGACAAAGAUGUUUAAAAACGGAUGAUUAAAACUGAAUAAUUUUU
This is a messenger RNA of Solea solea (common sole), 3394 nucleotides long. It is a transcript of the gene rbm19, whose product is annotated as RNA binding motif protein 19. The transcript has 24 exons. The record is from RefSeq and is a predicted model, not a curated record. Gene Ontology annotation, molecular function: RNA binding. Lineage: Eukaryota; Metazoa; Chordata; Actinopteri; Pleuronectiformes; Soleidae. The coding region runs from base 125 to 2956 and encodes 943 amino acids.